GGGGGGAUGAGGGGAGAAAUGACCCAAACAUUGUAUGCACAUAUGAAUAAAUGGAAAAAUAAAUAAAUAAAAUAUAGAGCAGUGUCCUGCUUAAACUUAAAUAAAAUCAAAACUUCUUAGCCUAUCCUUACAAGGCUUUUCCUGAUCAAAUCAAUGCCUCCAGUUCCAUUAACAUGUUGGGUUUUUAAGCCAUUUAUUGUCUGCUGUUGCUUCUACAAGCUUUCCAUCCCACCCUCACCUUUUUACCUUUGCUUAGGAAAUUGUCUGUUUACUUGUCUGUGUUGUCUGUAACCACUUCUCUCCCACCCUCAACCCUAAUGCAGGCUCAUUAAGGACAGAGAUUAUUGUUUUAUUUGCUAAUGAUAUACCCACAGAAAUAGGUUGAAUGAGUGAAAACUUUUAUACUUCAGAGUUGUUUUAAGGUAGAAGUAGCUUUAGUGGAGAGUAAAGAGCCUGAAAGAAUGAUUGAAAAAGAUUAGGCCAUCACUUCCUAAUAUUAGUGUCCUCAGAGCCUUUAUUUCCGCCAGGAUAUUGGUUCAAAUAUAUUAGAGAAUGCUGUGGAUUAAAUUUCUGCCUUGGAUAUUCACAAUUCACCAUAAGGGCUAUGAGAAGGCCUGAUGUAAAUUUGUUUUUAAUCCAGCAUUUUCCUAAUACACUUGAUUAUGGAAACUUUUUAGAUAAGUACUUAUAAUUUCUUUUAGGUUAGUAGUGGGAUUUGGGAUUUGGGAAAUGCAAAAUUUGGCAGGCAUAUGUGUCCUGUAUUUUCUUCUGGUCUAAUUAAUAUAAUUUAAAAAUAUAAUCAGAUCCUGCCCAAGGGAUAUUUGGAGGAGCUCUGGCUGUUUGUAGUCAGAACAGAGAACCCAAGGGAAGAUACAGCAAUCUUCAGAUAUUUGAAGGUUCCAGUAGAAGAUGGAUUAAAAGUAUCUUUUAAGCCAGAAAGUAAGAGACAGAACUAGGGGAAGAAGUUGUAGAAAAGCAUAUUUUGAAUAAUUAGAACUAUCCAGAAAAUGAAGAUAGUGCUUUGGAAGGUAAGUAACUCUUUUUGUUUGUUUGUUUUUGUUUUUAGUGAAGAUGAUUAGGCAAAGAUCCAUAGGGAUUCUAUAGAGAAAUUUUAGCAUAUCAGAUAAGGAUAAAUUGGGAGAGUAGUUUUUUUUGAAAGUUUGAAAAUCACCGGACUCACUUUUUAGAUAUCUAUUCCUUUUUAAUUCUGUGAAUCUUUAUCUUGGUAGAAAAUCUCAGUGAAGAAACCAAACUUAAUGUAUCGGAAACAAACAUAUUAUAAAGUUUAGUUGUAUAGUUAAGUGAUUUUACCCGAUGGUAUUUCACUGACUGAUUGCGAUACUGGGUUGAAGCCUGGGCCACUCACAUAUUAUCCAAGUGUUCUAUCCCUAAGUUACAUCUCCAGCCUGGUUUUUGUUGUUGUUUUUCUUUUUAAUUAGAUUUUGCUUUUUGAAACAGUUUUCUGUUCACGGUAAAACUAAGCAGAAAGCUUAUAGCAUUCAAAUAUACCCACUGUCCCCACACAUGCACACCAUCCCUUUCCAGUACUAUGAUUGCAUAUGUAUGACAGCUGAUGAACCUAUAGUGACUGUCAUUACCACCUGAAGUCUGUAGUUUAUAUUAAAUUUCAUUCUUUUUUUUUUGGCAGUACUAGAGUUUGAACUCAGAGCUUUAUGCUCACUAGACAAGGCUCUCUACUACUUGAGUCACUCCAUCAGCCCUAGAUUUCAUUCUUGCUGGUGAUUUGAAGAAAAUCUGACUAUUCCUCCUCAUCUUUAUUUUUGUGGCUCUGGAGUUUGAACACAGGGCUUCCCGCUUGCUAGGCAGCACUCUACCACUUGAGCCACGCCUCCAGUCCUCCUUCACAUCUUAAAGAAAAUGAGUUUUAGUCAUUUCUUGUUCUAGUUUAGGCCUUAAGGAUUCAGAGGUGUAGAAACUGGAAUUAACAUCAUCUAUUUUGAGAAGAUACUCAGUGUUGGGGAAAGAUUCUUUUUUUUUUUGUAAUCUUAAAUGUUUAUUUUGCUGGCUAACUAUUUUUUUCCUUCUUUUUAAGUACCAAAAGAAUUGGUGGAGCUCCAUUUGAAGUUGAUGCGAAAGAUUGGCAAAUCUGUUACAGCAGAUAGAUGGGAAAAGUACUUGAUCAAGAUAUGCCAAGAGUUUAACAGCACCUGGGCAUGGGAGAUGGAGAAGAAGGGCUAUCUUGAAAUGAGUGUUGAAUGCAAACUAGCUCUCUUAAAGUAUCUCUGUGAGUGUCAGUUUGAUGACAAUCUUAAAUUCAAGACUAUUAUUAAUGAGGAAGAUGCCGAUACCAUGCGUCUUCAGCCAAUUGGGCGAGACAAAGAUGGCCUCAUGUAUUGGUAUCAGUUGGAUCAAGAUCACAAUGUCAGAAUGUACAUAGAAGAACAAGAUGAUCAAGAUGGCUCUUCAUGGAAAUGCAUUGUCAGAAAUCGAAACGAGUUGGCUGAGACUCUUGCACUCCUGAAAGCACAAAUUGAUCCUGUACUAUUGAAAAACUCUAGCCAACAAGACAACUCUUCCCGGGAAAGUCCCACCUUAGAGGAUGAGGAGACUAAAAAAGAGGAAGAAACACCUAAACAAGGUUUUUUUGUGUGUUUUCUUUUGUAUCUCUUCUAUCUUCUUCUACUCUUAUACCUAACUAUAUAAUCAUGCAUUUUCAUCUCAAUUUGA
Molecule: messenger RNA, 2688 nt
Organism: Castor canadensis (American beaver)
Lineage: Eukaryota; Metazoa; Chordata; Mammalia; Rodentia; Castoridae
Source: RefSeq, a predicted model, not a curated record